AUGCAAAUCUAUGUCUAUUCUGGUUUUUGGAAAUCAUCGGGAAGAAACGGUUGGAAAUUUCAUAUUGAUGAAAAAAAUGGAGGUAGAUUACUUACUUUGGACACAAGCAAAACUGUUGAGUACCUUGGAGUUAUGGUUUGUGAGGAGUUUGGAGUCGAUUUAAACAUGGUCAAUAUCGAGCUGAGCUACUUACCUUCUGAUUUGGUGAGUAGCAACGACUCACCACCGGUUUUCAUCACCACUGAUCGGCAACUGAAAAACUUUCUUUCAUAUGUGAAGAACCAAGCUUCAAGGAGAUUAUGUGUGUGUAUUCGAUCUAAGGUCGGAUCUAACAUGAAUGAAGAAGCUGCUGAGUCGCCUAACAGAGAAGAAGAGGCUAUGUCGUAUGAACUUCCAGAUGCUGUUAUUGAUUAUCAAACCAAGCCUGAAGAAGAUGAAAGUGAUGAUGAUAACGAGCAUGCGAUAGAUAUGAUCACUGGAAAGUAUGUCCGUUUUUCUCUGGUAGAUGUUGUGAAAAAGGAUCAACAUUUUUCUAGCAAAACAGCUUUGAAGGCAACAAUGGAGAUAUGUGCAAUGAAACAUAAUUUCGACUACAAGCUUGUGAAAUCGGAUAAAAAAAUUUGGUACGUUCGUUGCGCGGACGAUGAUUGCACCUGGCGUGUGCGUGCAGAGGGUUUAACGGGUUCUUCAUAUUUUAUUAUCAAAAAGUAUGUACCUGAUCACACUUGUGCUCCGUCAUCAAGGAACCAUUCUGUUCGGACAGCUUCAUCAAAAACAGUUGGCACUCUCAUUAUGCACAAGUAUGAAAGUGUGAAGGAAGGGCCAAAACCUAAUGAUAUCAUCCAGUUAAUGCGUAAUGAUCAUGGAGUUGAGAUAUCCUAUCCUUUAGCAUGGGAAGCACGAGAGUAUGCAGUGAAUGUUGUGAGAGGCAUUCCGGAGGAAGUUUAUGGAAAAAUUCCUAAAUACUUGCACAUGAUGAAGGAAGCAAAUCCAGGAUCACACACAUUUUAUGAAACUGACACCAACGGGAGAUUCAGAUUCCUCUUCAUCUCAUAUGGUCAGUCUAUUCGCGGUUUUCAAGCUGCCCUUCGGAGAGUUAUUGUUGUCGAUGGGACCUUUUUGAAGAGUAAAUACAAAGGAGUAUUACUGGUUGCUACUGCUUUAGAUGGAAACUCGAACCUAUAUCCUAUUGCAUUUGGAGUUGUCGACUCAGAGAAUGACCGCGCUUGGGAAUGGUUUAUGAGACAACUUAAUGUUGUUAUUGAUGAUGAUGAGAGUUUAGCUUUUGUGUCUGACAGGAAUACCUCUAUCGCUAAAGCUCUUGCGAAAGUGUAUCCGCAUUCUCAUCAUGGAAUUUGCAUUCACAACUUGCUGAACAAUGUUGUUACCUAUUACAAGGGGAAAGGUGUCGCUGGUUUGGUUGCAAAGGCUUCUAAAGCUUACCGAGUUGCUGAUUUUAAGAAGAUUUUCACUGCUAUUUACUCAAUAAGUCCUGCAAUUGGAAAAUAUCUGGUAGACGCUGAUGUGCAAAAGUGGGCUCGUUGUCAAUUUCCGGGUUACAGGUACAAUGUUAGGACCACUAACCCUGCUGAAUCAAUAAAUUAUGCGUUGCGGUCGCCUAGAGAGUUUCCAGUUAUACCUUUGUUGGAAAGCAUAAGGGAGAUGAUGACUCGAUGGUUUUUCAAACGUAGAACUAAAAGUUCUAAGCAUACAAAACCACUGACCAUUGCUGUGGAAAAGAAGAUUGAUCGAAGGAUUGAAAAGGGUAAGAAGUUUCAGGUUUUCCCAGUUAGUGAUGACAGGUUUUUGGUUCAAGGUGACACUUUUGAAUGUAUGGUCGACUUGGUCAGACGCACAUGUUCAUGUGGGAAAUUCGAUCUGAUGAAAAUCCCCUGCAGACACGCCAUCAAAGCAGCUUUUAGUGUAGGGAUAAGAGCACACACACUCACUGACGACAUGUACACCACAGCUUCAUGGAGAUCGAUUUAUGCGGAAAGCAUAAACCCUAUUAGUGUCCCUAAAGAUGCAUGGAUUGUCCCACCUCACGUACAGCAAGCGGAAGUCCUUCCUCCAGAGACUAGAAGAGCUGCUGGUCGGAGAAAGAAACGAAGAUACGAGACAGUUGAAGACAAGAUCCGGUCAUCACAAGGAACUUAA
Messenger RNA from Raphanus sativus (radish), 2157 nucleotides. RefSeq lists its product as uncharacterized. The transcript has a single exon. Bases 1 to 2157 code for a protein of 718 amino acids. The record is from RefSeq and is a predicted model, not a curated record. Lineage: Eukaryota; Viridiplantae; Streptophyta; Magnoliopsida; Brassicales; Brassicaceae. Gene Ontology annotation, molecular function: zinc ion binding.